CUGUGAUGUAUGUUUGAAAUAAUGAGCCAAUUAAAUGAGCGGAGAAGGAUGCCACACGGGGAAGCUUCAGUCACUCGGGCAGUGAUUCACCACUUGGGUAGUUAAAAAAAAAAAAAAAAAAACUUCCCCCAUUUGGGGUUAUACAGAAGGGUUGACCCUCCCCUUGAUUUCGCGCAAGGGAGGAAUUAACCCACUGUGGAGGGCGGAGUAGCCAAAUCGAUCCUCACCGCGAUCUUCGCGAUCUUCACCACGCCGCACAGCCGCCCCUGCGAAGGACCCCAAUAUAAGAAUCCACAAUGAAGAAGCACAAAGUGCCGUGCAAAAAGUUUUACAGACAGAGGGCGCACUGCAACCCCCUCUCGGACAGCUACAUAAGGUACCCCAUAAACUGCAGCUAUGUAGACUGGCGUGUGCACUACCCCCAUUUGGCCGCCCAUGGAAGCGACGCCCAAGCGGAGCCGAUCAACAGUGUAGAAGCAACAAAGCAUAUCACUAACACAGAGGUGGAGCGGCCCCCUGAUGAAGACCCCCCAACUCUCCAGCUGAACACGAACAAAUACCCUAUCGAUUACAACCAAGGUCCUCCCAAAUGUGCACCCCACGCGGAGGUUACCAUACUAGAUAUCGGCUGCGGGUAUGGAGGCCUGCUAUUCGAGCUAAGCAAAACCUUCCCAAAUAAACUCAUCCUAGGCAUGGAAAUAAGAGACAAAAUUACAAACUACGUAGGAGAGAAGAUUCACUCGUACAGAAAGAACUAUCCCCCUCAAUAUAAAAACAUUUCCGUUGUUAGGACCAACGCGAUGAAGUUUUUACCCAACUAUAUAAAGAAGAAUCAAAUUGAAAAGCUUUUUUUUUGUUUCCCCGAUCCUCAUUUUAAAAAACAAAACUGGAGGAGAAGGACCAUCACCAUCGAGAGCCUCUCCCUCUACUACUAUCUACUGAAAAGGGAUGGCCUAAUUUACUUCAUAACAGAUGUGUACACUCUCUUCUUGUGGGUGCGGUUCUGCUUCAGCAAGUACCCCGGCUUUCGCCUGCUCAGCCCGGAGGAGUGCCAGGGCGAUAUCUGUGUGCGGCUCAUUCAUCACAGCUCGGAGGAGUCCAAGCGGGUAAGCAAAAAUAAGCAGGCCAUGUACUUCUGCGUCGCGCGGAAGGAGUGA
Messenger RNA from Plasmodium vivax (malaria parasite P. vivax), 1157 nucleotides. RefSeq names its product tRNA (guanine-N(7)-)-methyltransferase, putative. The coding region runs from base 297 to 1157 and encodes 286 amino acids. The transcript has a single exon. Gene Ontology annotation, molecular function: tRNA (guanine(46)-N7)-methyltransferase activity. Gene Ontology annotation, cellular component: tRNA methyltransferase complex. The record is from RefSeq and is a predicted model, not a curated record. NCBI's taxonomy places the organism in Eukaryota, Apicomplexa, Aconoidasida, Haemosporida, Plasmodiidae. Gene Ontology annotation, biological process: RNA (guanine-N7)-methylation; tRNA methylation.